Molecule: messenger RNA, 780 nt
Organism: Amphibalanus amphitrite
Lineage: Eukaryota; Metazoa; Arthropoda; Thecostraca; Balanomorpha; Balanidae
Gene: Pop4
Product: ribonuclease P protein subunit p29-like
Exons: 5
Coding region: 162-779 (205 amino acids)
Biological process (GO): rRNA processing; tRNA 5'-leader removal
Cellular component (GO): ribonuclease P complex; ribonuclease MRP complex
Molecular function (GO): ribonuclease P RNA binding
Source: RefSeq, a predicted model, not a curated record
UGUUGUUGUUGUUGAAGAGUUAGGGCGCGCAUCAGCUUGGCUCAAGCGUCCAACUUCCAAGUUGCUCGUUGUACUGAAGAAGUAACUCAGAACCUUCAUUGAAUUUGGACAUAUUUAGCUCAAAGCUGUUCAUUUUUCUCAAGUUCUUCAUUUGGAAGACAAUGGCAGAACUGGUUAAGAAUUUCAUCAAUGCCAAUGUACCAAGCAAAGAUGCCAAGAACAUUGAAGAAGGAUUUCUGACAAAGAGUAUCGUCAUGUCCAAGAGGCAGAAGCCCAAGAAGAAGCCGCAGGUGCGGCUGCGGAAGGGGGCGCUAACGUCCCGCUCCCGUCGCGAGCUCGGCUUCCACAAGCUGGACCGCACCGGCCUGAAAUACGCCGACUACGUGCCCCUGAACGAUCUGUGGCACCAGUAUAUGAGGAACUACCUCGACCUAGACACACUGAAUCGGUCGGAGUUCCGCGCGGAGCCGUGGGACACGCGCACGGAGCAGCGUCACCUGCAGCUGUGCCGCGCCGACUACCACGGCGCGCGGCUCACGGUGCUCCGCUCGCGCUGCCACUCGUUUGUCGGAGUCACCGGCAUAGUGCUGCUGGAGACGAGAGGCACGUUCCAGCUCAUCACUGCCGAUAAUACCGUGAAAAUGAUUCCGAAGGAGCACAGCGUCUUCGAGACGCGCGUGGACGGUUUCAAGAUUCGUCUGUUUGGGAACAACCUUCUCACCAGGGCGGUCGCCCGGGGAAUGAAGAAAAUGAAAUCAAAGAAGACCAUCGAGCUGUGAG